CGAGUUCUGAAUGAAAGGAAAGGGGCGGGGCUGAGGUCGAGAGAUUGGGCUGUGUCCUGCUUGUUAUUGUCACAGAGAGUAGCCUUCCUCUCGUCCGAAAUGACUUCUCUACAUUAUCUCUGCUGCUCAGGAUUUCUCCAGAGACAGCGCCUUGCCUAUUUCCUUGCAAACCCACACUAUGGCAGCCUCAUUAAUGCAGAUGGCCAUGCUGAAGUGUGGACAGAUUGGAAUGAUAUGUCCAAGUUUUCCCAGUAUGGAUGGAGAUGUACCACUAAUGAGAAUGCCUAUUCAAACCGUACCCUGAUGGGAAACUGGAACCAGGAAAGAUAUGACCUAAGGAAUAUCGUGCAGCCCAAACCCUUGCCUUCCCAGUUUGGACACUACUUUGAAACAACAUAUGAUAUGAGCUAUAACAACAAAAUGCCACUUUCAACUCAUAGAUUUGAGAGAGAGCCUCACUGGUUUCCAGGACAUCAACCUGAGCUGGAUCCUCCUCGACAUAAAUGCACAGAAAAGUCAACUUAUAUGACUAGCUACUCAGAGCCUCAAAUCGGGCAUCACUCCGCAACUUCUAUGGAGGAUUAAAGAUGGCCACAAAUUCUUUGACACCCGUGUUAUCAAAAGGUGGAAGUCUAUGCCCCUUCGUUUUAAAUGUAGACAGAUUCUGCAACUGCUUUGAUCCCAAAAAUAUGGCAAAAGUAAUACUGUGCAGGUUCCUAGGUCCAGGCCUUAAGAAACUAGUAGCUUUCACCUCCUUCCUGGAGGUGAAAUACUCCUUCCUGAAGCCCUGAAGUCCAGCUACCUGAAGCAAACACUUGCUUCCUUUCUGAAAGGCAGGAAAGGCCCUGAAAGACCCUGACACUACAAAGAGAGGGAGAGGGGACCAGCUGAGCCCAGCCUUCCAACCACCUUCGCUGAAGCAUCAAGAAUGAGGGUUAAGUCAUCUUGAAGCCCGAAAACCACCAACUGACCCCAGUCAAUGUCAUGAGGAACUCAAGAAUUGCCCAGCUGAGCCCUGCGCUAUAAAUAGUAAGAUCUAAGAAUGUGGUUCUUAAGCUACUAAGUUUUGGGAUAGUUUGAUAUGCAGGAAUAGAGCACCAGAACAAUAUUCUAUAAGUUCAGUUUGUAGCCUAUAAACUUGCUGAACUCUUUUAUUGGUUCUAAUAGUUUGUCUACUGAUUCUCUUGGGGUUGUUUGGGCAGGUGAUUGUAUCAUUUGCAAAUAUUGGCCAAUAUGCCCAUUCUCCUGAAUUUUAUUUUUAUUCAUUUAAAUAUUUUCAUAUUCAUUUAUCCAUAUGGUUAUUUGCCUUUACUGCUUGAAAACGACUCUACCACUUCUAUGUGUUAGUAACAAAGAGAUUGCAUCACACGUGAACUUACUGUUCUCUCUUAUCAAGAAAUCUGUCUCCCAUUCACUCUUUAACCUACCACUUUCCUGAAACUGUAUUUAUGAAGGUGAAAGUUUUGCUAAAUCUACUGGACACUUCAGCUCAUAGGUUAUUUCAAUUUAAUAUUCUGCAUUUGAUAAUCUACCUGACUACUCACCUCUUUCUUCCCUUGGUUUCUGUGAUGUCAUGUUAAAUAUUUUUCCCUCACAUCUUUGUGAGACACUGCUUUGUCUCCUUUAUGAGCUCAUCUUUCUCUGUCAACCCCUUAACUCUGCCUUUCCAAUGAUUCUGUUUUUGGCCAUCCGCCCAGCUUCCUUUGGCUAACCCUAAAUGGUACUAUCACUCCCAGAACUGUAGUUCUCACCUAUGUCCUUCCAUAUUCUAAACCCCUACUUCCAUACUAGGUGUGUCCCCAGAGCUCUGGAUAUACAUAACCAACGACUUAUUGAGUAUCUAUCUCCAUUUGAAUUCCCAAAGCGUCGCAAACUCAACAGACCUACAACUGUAUUCAUGGUCUUUUGUCUCAAAUUAUUUUCUCUCCUAAGGUAUUCCAUACCUAGGUGAAUUCCAUAGUUCUCUCUCUUAUGUAUAUUAACCACUCUCUUAUUUUUAAUAUUAUAUGUUAUGUAAUAUUUGGAUGCCUUUUCCUUCUUUUUGUUGUCUGACUGCUGGGGCUAGGACUUUCAGUACUAUGUUGAACAACAGUGGUGAGAGCGGACUGUCGUGUUCCUGACCUUAGGGAAAAAGCUCUCAGUUUUUCCCUGUUGAGGAUGAUAUUCCCUAUGGGCCUUUCUUAGAAUUAUUCUAUUAAAAAAUUGAUAGUUAAAAAAAUUAAAGCACUUAGCACAGUGCCUACCACAUCUAAGUGCUCAAUAAAUGUUAGCUAAUAUUUUAAAAACAAAAUAAAUGAUAGUUAGAAUUGCCUCAACAAACUUGUGUCAUAAUUCAGAUAUAAGGAAUGAAGUAGAAUUAUGGAUGAGCUAGCUAUAAAGCUGAAAAAAAAUCUUUAAAUAUACUGGACUAGAAAAGUCCUACACUAAUAACAAUGAACAGCCCACAGGCAAAGAUGUGAUCUGGAAAAGAGUAACAAUAAAGAAGUACUCUUACUUGAGUUCAGUAAAAAUACACCAAAAAGUGACCCUGCACAUUCUGAACAAAUUUGUUAAAAACAUAAAUAUCAUGAUCUAAUAGUCAAAGUAUGACUUAUUUAAGACCAAGUCAUUAAGAUUAUGUCUGAUUGAGAAAUCUGGUAAUUCAGUAAAAUGAUUAAAGUUGACACAUGGUUUCCAAGACAUUCUUCAGAUUUUUACACUAUUUAAUUCAGCCUCUGUCAGUUAAGAUUUUUUUGUAUAUCAGUAACAUAAAACCAUUGUCAAAAUAGAUUACACGAAAACAAGACAUAAGACAUUAUGAAGUAGAAAGGUCUAGAGUUGGCCAAUUUGGCAAUUCAGUGACCCAUCAAGGACCUGGAGUCCCACCAUCCUUCUUGCUCAGCCAUUCUCAGCAUAUCAUGGAUGGUCUCUCAUGGUUUCAGGAUGGCUACAGCAAUCUGAGUGUCACAUCCUCAUGCUCCAACAUCUGGAGGAAGAAAAAAAAUAUCUCCCCCUCCCACCUUUCCCCUCUCUCUCUCUCUUUUGAUGAAUCUUUUUUAAAAACUAAAAUCCGGGUUACCUGGGUGGCUCAGUCGG
Ailuropoda melanoleuca (giant panda) is the source of this 3075-nucleotide messenger RNA. It is a transcript of the gene CFAP68, whose product is annotated as cilia and flagella associated protein 68. Gene Ontology annotation, cellular component: nucleus. The transcript is spliced from 5 exons. Gene Ontology annotation, biological process: flagellated sperm motility. The record is from RefSeq and is a predicted model, not a curated record. Lineage: Eukaryota; Metazoa; Chordata; Mammalia; Carnivora; Ursidae. Bases 100 to 585 code for a protein of 161 amino acids.